Messenger RNA from Telopea speciosissima, 2492 nucleotides. Its product is annotated as SWI/SNF complex subunit SWI3C-like. The coding region runs from base 16 to 2433 and encodes 805 amino acids. The record is from RefSeq and is a predicted model, not a curated record. The transcript has 9 exons. NCBI's taxonomy places the organism in Eukaryota, Viridiplantae, Streptophyta, Magnoliopsida, Proteales, Proteaceae. Gene Ontology annotation, molecular function: protein binding; zinc ion binding.
UUCGAAGCUGUUCUAAUGUCAGCUACUCUAUCUUUCGUUACAGAAACUCGUGGUAAGUGGAAGAAGAGGAAGAGAGAUGCUAAUCUCGGAAGCAACAUCAAGAAACAGAGACCCGAAGAAGAAGAUGAAGAAGAGGAAGACGACGAUGAGGCGGACUUUGAGGAAGAAGAAGAAACUCACACCAUCGCCGGCGCAAACGCCGCUCCUACCGAGCCCUUCAACGACGCACGAGAAAGCGAGAUUCUCUAUGACGAUGGUGGUGUUCGGGUUUCUGAGUUCCCUCCCGUUACUAAGCGCAUUGUGAAUCAACCACACUCUUCUGUUCUCUCCGUUAUUGCUGCAGAACGUGCCAUUCAAUUCCCAGAACAGCACUUUCUGCAAAACCAGAACGCUUUCUUCUUCGAAAACAUUUCUCAUGGGCAGCUUCAGGCAUUAUCGGCUGUUCCAGCUGAUAGUCCUUCUCUAGCCCCUUCUGAUCACGACAGAGACAGACCUGAUGCACCUCCACCUGCCUAUGUAUGUACUCCCCCGGCAAUCAUGGAAGGUCGAGGCGUUGUCAAGCGAUUCGGGAAUAAUAGGGUUCUUGUCGUUCCGAUGCACUCUGAUUGGUUUUCACCCAAUUUGGUGCACAGAUUGGAGAGGCAAGUUGUGCCACAUUUCUUUUCAGGCAAGUCUGCAGAGCAUACUCCAGGGAAAUAUAUGGAUUGCAGGAAUCGGGUUGUUGCUAAGUAUAUGGAGAAUCCAGAGAAGAGGCUCAGGAUUAACAAUUGCCAAGGGUUGGCUCCUGGUAUUGAUUUCAAUGAUUUGAAUCGAAUUUUUAGGUUUCUGGAUCAUUGGGGAAUCAUUAAUUAUAGUGUGGUUACGAUAACUCAUGAGCAUAUGGUUGAUGGGCCGUAUCUGAGGGAGGAUCUAAAUGGGGAGAUUCAAGUUACCUCAGCUGCUUUGAAGUCAAUUGAUAGUUUGAUUCAGUUUGAUAAGCCCAAGAGCAGGCUCAGGGCUUCUGAUGUUUCUUUCUUGUCGUUUGGUCCUGGUAAUGAGGUCUCUGAUUUGGAUAGCAGAAUUAGGGAGCGGUUAGCUGAAAAUCAAUGCAUUUAUUGUUCUUGCCCCCUACCUCGUUUGCAUUAUCAGUCACAGAAGGAGGCUGACAUUCUACUUUGCUCGGAUUGCUUCCAUGAUGGGAGAUUUGUUAGUGGUCACUCUAGCGUUGAUUUUAUAAAGGUGGACUCCAUAAGAGAUUUGUGUGACCUUGUUGGAGACAAUUGGACUGACCAGGAAACACUUCUUCUGCUUGAGGCACUGGAAACCUACAAUGACAACUGGAAUGAAAUUGCUGAGCAUGUUGGUACCAAGUCUAAAGCACAGUGCAUCCUUCAUUUAAUUCGUCUGCCCAUGGAGGAUGGCCUACUGGAGAAUAUUGAAGUUCCAAGUAAAUCUGUUUCAACUAAAGUGUCAAGCAGAGGUGAAGAUGGAGGGCAAUAUUCAAAUCCUAAUUGUGAUCCUGCAGGCCUUGAUUCUGAAAGCAGAAUCCCAUUUGAGAAUUCUGCAAAUCCCCUCAUGGCUCUGGUUGCCUUUCUGGCCUCUGCGGUGGGGCCAAGAGUUGCUGCAGCCUGUGCUCAUGCAUCGUUAGCGGCAUUGUCCAAGGAAGAGCAUCAAUCAGUUGCUUCAAAUAACAUCUUCCAACUGGAAAGCUCUGUUCAUGGAGAUAGGAUCAGUUCAGAGAGUGCAUGUGGCAGAGAAGGUAAUUUUCAUGGAGGACUAACAAGCUCAUGCCACCAGAAAGAGGAAAGCAUGGCAGAACAUGGGUUUUGUGGUAAAAAAGAUACAGUUUCUGCUCAGUUGCCCAUUGGAAGUGUGAAAAAUGCUGCAAAAUUUGGUCUGGCUGCUGCAGCAACAAAGGCAAAACUAUUUGCUGAACAUGAAGAACGUGAGAUUCAGAGAAUGGCUGCUACAAUUAUAAACCACCAAUUAAAGAGACUAGAGCUGAAGCUGAACCAGUUUUCUGAGGUGGACACCUUGUUAAUGAAAGAAUGUGAACAGAUGGAAAGGACAAGGCAGAGGAUUGUGGCUGAACGAGCCAGAAUUAUCUCAACUCGUUUUGGACCUGCUGGAACAUCUAACACUACCCUACCAGGUGCUGCUGCUGUGGCAAGUAGUAGUGCUGUUAACAACAGGCCUCAACUUAUAUCAGCAUCACCUGCACUGACAAAUAUCUCAGCUUAUGGAAAUAACCAAGCAAGCCAUCCACAUAUGUCUUUCAUGCCACGGCCACAAAUGUUUGCAUAUGGACCACGGUUACCCCUCUCUGCCAUUCAUCCCUCUUCGUCUGCCCCAUCCAGUAGUGUCAUGUUUACUUCCCCGGGAAAUGUCGCUCACCCGAGUCUUAAUCAUCCCUUGCUAAGACCUGUAUCUGGGACUAACACAAAUGUAGGUUGACAACUAGAAAUCGGUCUCACGCAGAGCUAUAUAAUUUUAUCAAAUCAUAUUCCUCUCUC